UCGAAAGGAUAUUGAAAAUGCGUUGGUUAUUCGUUGUGUGUGUGUUGCCCUUACUUUCAAUCCUGGUGGCGGUUAAUGGGAUGGCCAUCAGCAAUGUACGAUUGGAAGAAGGUAGUGGACGCUACGAAGGACGAGUAGAGGUCAGCAUUGCCGGUAUAUGGGGAACGAUCUGUGACGACGGCUUCGAUAUAAAUGAUGCCAAGGUCGUCUGUAGGAUGUUGAAUAUGACGGCCACCGGGUUUUUGCAUCACUCCCGUCGUGGUCAAGGCUCUGGACCUAUAUACUUACGGAACCUGGCGUGUAACGGUCACGAGACUAAUAUUAACCAAUGUGCGUACGGCAUCGACGUCAGCGCUUGUACGCAUUCCGACGAUGUGUCCGUCAUUUGCUCAGAAUGUGGGGCCAUCAAUGUGACAAACGGCCGACCGGAUUCCAUUUCAUCAACCGGAACAUCCUUGACCAUUUCAUGCAAGGAUGGAUUCAACGCAGAUACCUAUUCCAGCGUAUGUGAAGUGAGAACAUGGACAAACAACCCAAUCUUUUGCCGCUCAUCGCUUAAGAUCCAGAGUAUGCGACUUGCUAAUGGGAUCGGUCUUUACGAUGGUAGAGUAGAAUUACAAGUGAACGGAUCCUGGGGAACAAUAUGUGGUCUAUCUUCUCUGUCUUCUCAAACAACAUAUUAUUUCUCAACUGAGGAGGCUGAAGUGAUCUGCUACAGUAUGUUUGGAAAAAGGUCAAUCACAUCUUACGAUUACUACUCUCGGUAUGGACAAGGUAAUGGCACAGUUUAUAUUGACCAGCUGCGCUGUAACGGAAACGAAGAGAGUAUCCUCGACUGCAAUUACGUUUUGAAUACAACAUGUUCCCAUUAUUAUGAUGCGAGUGUUGCAUGUAAUCUUGCCCCUUUGAAUUUCACGGACAUUCGUCUUAUUGGAAACGACAGUGAUGCUGGUCGUGUGGAAAUAAAGGCCAAUAAUACUUGGGGAACUGUGUGCCCUAACGGUAUAGCUACAAAUACGGCGAAUUUUAUAUGCAAGAUGCUAAACAUGAGUUUCACACACUUUUUAACAUCUUGGUACGAUCCAGGGUCAGCACCGAUUUUAGUUGAUUAUUUGUCGUGUUCCUCAUACUAUACCACCCUCACCCAGUGCAGCCACACAUCGCCGUAUCGAGGAUAUUAUACAAAGGGAGACAUAUUGUCACUUAUUUGCUCUGACUGUGGAGAGGCGAACGUUGUUCACGGAAAGAUAACAAAUUAUCACAACAAAACGUUGACGGUGACAUGUAAUGAAGGAUAUGACCCUCCGACUAUUAUACUGCAUUGCGUCGAUGGCGGUUGGAGUGGAAAUGCAACAUGUAUCGCAGCUGGCUACCCGCUGGCUAUCCAGGACGUCCGACUGUCACAUGGACCUUACCAUGGAAGGGUAGAGGUAAAGGUCAACAACACCUGGGGGACAAUAUGCGGCAAUGAAUAUGACUACAGAGACGCUGGUGUUAUUUGCAAGAUGUUCGGAGUCAGCCGUUCAAGUUAUGGUAAAGCAACCUAUGGAAGAGGACAAGGUCCCAUCUAUAUGACAAAUAUGGGGUGUACCGGAUCUGAGAAAGAUAUACGAAACUGCAGUUAUGCUGUUAAGAAUAACUGUACUCAUUCAACUGAUGCUUCUGUUUUGUGCUACGGCCUGCCAUUAAAUAUUUCGGAGGCAAGAAUUAUCGACGGACCGAGUCAGUAUAUUGGAAGAGCAGAAAUUAAAGUGAACGGAACAUGGGGAACAAUGUGUGACAGAUCUUUUAGCAGUUACAAAGAUAGUUAUCAUUUGUUUUGCAAAAUGCUUGGCUUAAAAGGUGCAGAGUUUUACAGCAAUUCCCGAUACGGUCAAGGGUCUGGGCCCGUGUAUAUUGAUGAAAUAAUGUGUUACCCCUCUACUGCUUCUUUAAACGAGUGUCGUUACCGUUCAUACAAUGUAUGCUCCCAUCAGCGCGAUGUCUCCAUUGCAUGUUAUGGGCCACCGCUGAAUAUAUCUGAGGUGCGUUUGGUGAAUGGUACUGGCCCAGAUGAUGGAAGAGCAGAAAUUCUUAUAAACGGAAAGUGGGGGACGAUAUGUGAUGACAGUUUUAAUAUCAACGACACAGAAGCAUUUUGUACGAUGCUUGGAAAAAAAGGAGCCCAGUUCUUUACUGCUGCAUAUCACGGACAGGGGACCGGACCGGUGCACAUUGAUCGUCUUGAUUGCAAUUCGUCUAGCCAAUCCCUAAGCGAUUGUCCAUAUCUCUACACAAACACAUGUAGUCAUGCACGAGAUGUUUCUGUGGUUUGCAAUGAUUGCGGAAAACCGGACAUAUAUUUCUGGGAUGCCGGAUAUUUCAGCUACAAGGGGUCAAUCCUUUAUGCUGAUUGCUCCUACUACAAAAAAUAUGUAGGAGUACUGGAACUGACCUGUGAUAACUUCACCAAAAAGUGGAUCACAAACGGAGAGUGUCAGGAAUAUAGAUUUCCACUGGAGGUAACCGAUAUCCGUUUAGUCAACGGCAGUGCCCCAGGAACUGGGAGAGUAGAAUUGAAGUCAAUGAACACCUGGGGCACGAUUUGUGGAGAUGGCUUCGACAUUAACGCAGCAAACGCCAUCUGCCAAAUGACUGGCUACCCUCCGGCUAAAACAUUCUAUAAAUCGGCCCAUUUUGGACCAGGAUUUGGACCUAUAUUCAUAGACGAUUUAGCUUGUAAUGCGAACGCGACGCACAUCAACAACUGUUCUUAUAUCACUGAAGACAACUGCAAUCAUAACAACGAUAUAUCUGUUGUUUGUACAGACUGUGGGAAUCCAACGCCAGCCAAUGGAUUUGUUAAUUCGACUCAGUCUCAUCUUGGUGCCAAAGUCCAUGUUGGCUGCAACAAUGGUUAUCGAUUGAAUGGAAGUGAAACGAUUGUUUGUGAGCAAAACGGCUGGUCACAAUCAUUUUGUCAGUUGAUUGAUUGCGGAGAUCCUACGCCAAUGUAUGGUUCAAGUAAUGUAACAACUACAGGAAACGGAACUAUAGUUGAAAUCAACUGUGACGAAGGAUAUACCAUGGAAGGCAGCGCAAUAAUCUCAUGCCAAGAAAAUGAUACAUGGACAGACUCAACGAUUUGCCAAAUAGUUGGUUGUGGACAUCCCAAACAUCCAAAUGUGGACUUUAUUUUACCAACGAACAAAACGACAUUUGGGUCGUUUGCAGUUGCGUCAUGCUCAAUGGGAUAUGGUCCUACAGGUUCAACUACUAUCCAAUGCCUGGCCAAUUCAUCUUGGGAAAGUUUUCCAACUUGCGAAAUAGUCGAUUGUGGAAACCCAGUUCCGAGUGGAGGUAUGGCAAAUGAUAGUAGUACAACAUACGGAGCGGUUGUUUUUAUCACUUGUACAAGUGAAGAUGUGAAAGGAGACCCUGUAAUUACCUGUCAACAAGAUGGCACAUGGAGCGAUUAUCCUACAUGCAAUGCAUCAGACUGCGGAACGAUAUCAGUUCCAAAUGGUAAGGUAAAUACAUCACUGGGCACGACUAUUGGAAGUAAUGCUAUCGUGAAAUGCAAUGCAGGAUAUUUUGUUAAUGGUUCGUCCAGGAUCGUUUGUACUGACAAAGGUUGGGACGGAAAUCUAGUAUGUUUCAAACAAGAUUGCGGCGACUUUCUGGUAAGCAACGGUCACGUGACGUAUUUUGAUGGCACACUUUUUGGGGAUGUAGCACAAGUUGAUUGCGACACAGGAUUUUCUAUCCAAGGUGAUGCAACUGUAACCUGCGAAGAUGGUCCAGCAUGGAGCAGCAUUCCAAGCUGUGAAAUUAAAGACUGUGGGUCGUUGAAAGAGCCUGGAUCCGGAGGAGUAACGGUGGAUUUAACAACCUAUAAUUCAACCGCUGAAUUCAAAUGUGAUGACGGCUAUUUUUUGUUUGGCGAUGCCGUGCUGGUCUGCAUGUCAGAGGGGAAAUGGAGUAGUGAUCCUCCAACAUGCUUGAAGAAGUCGGCCAUCGACGGUCCAUGCGACUCGCCGGAUAAUUGCGCAGCUAAACAAGCAGUGUGUUCCAACAAAAUUUGCUUAUGUUCUUCUGGAAUAUUCAACGAUGCCUUGAACACAUGCGACAUAAUGCCUUUACUUCCUUUUGGAGAGAUCACAAAUGACCGGUUCGUAAAUAAACGUUGCAGUGAGAAAAUCUCGUUUGCUCCGGGAAUUCCAGUUUUUAGUAAAACGUAUUUUGAUUUGUAUGUUUGUUUAAACGGAAUAGUAAGCUUUGAGAGAGAAUACCAAAAGCCGACACCUCCAUCUGAUAGAUUUGACCUUUUAAAGUUUGGUGAACGGGUUUUGAUUGCACCGUAUUUUUCUGAUUUCAAUCCCAAAAAUGGUCGGGUCUCGUUUAGAACAUACGACAUAUUGAAAAACAACAAGGAACUGGAAGAUAAUAGAGACGUUAUUUCGACGGUCGAUCACGUCGUGGAAACGUUUGGUGGGGUGCCUUUAUUCAGUACAAAAUUCUUGCUUAUAGCUACUUGGGAAAACCUUGAAAAUAAGGGUCAAGGACAAGGCUCGGAUAAAGAGUCUGUUACUUUUCAACUGAAUUUAGUUAGCGACGGAUCGCAUACGUUUGCACUGUUUACCUACGGAAAUGGGGAGAUGUUGUGGAACUUGAGAAAGCAAGAUCCAAAAAUCUGGAUUGGAUAUUAUGCCCAAAAUAAUAGCGUUUAUACGCAUCCAUUUUCUUUUUCAAACAAUGCGUUAAGAAUGGAUACUGUGGAACUUGGUCAAUCCGCAAAACUAAAAGGAGUUGUGCUGAGACCGUUAACGCUAUAUGGAAAGACAAAACAAAACUAUGCCGUGAACUGUAUUUCCUGGUACAACAAAAACAUUCAUGAAAAGUUUCGCAUGAAUCAAAUUUCGUCGAACCUUCCACAUUGCCCUUGCGAUAUAGACCUGGGGAGAUUUGACCCAUGGUUCUGGAACCUUCAGAAGUAUAGGAGGUAUGGCCAACAAGGCUACGGUUGUGUUGAUAUGCUGCAACGACCUGACAGUAAAUAUACCCAAUACGGCAAGUCAUGCUGCUAUGACCUGAAUGCGAGAUUUCUAAUGUUUGAGCGACCGUUGGCCGGAUCAUUUAGAAUGUUCAACCCACAUAUACUUACCAACGAAAAACAACAUUAUGAAAACGACAUUCUACCGAAAGAUUGGUGCUGUAACCUAUCUGGUUUUUGUGACCAUUAUUAUGAACUUCGUCCAACUGGCUCCUGUUACAGAAAAUCACCAUAUUCCUUUGGAGCAUUUUGGGGAGACCCGCAUUUCCAAACACUAGACUUAAUGAACUUCACUUUCAAUGGUCUAGGAGAAUUUACCUUACUUCAGAUUGAGACAGCAAACAUAAGUUAUUAUCUUCACGCAAGGACUACACGCGCUUUAAAACAAGAUGGAAAUUUUUCUGACGCGACUAUUUUCAGCGCUUUUGCAUCUAUGGACAAUACAGGGGCGAAUGUCCAUGUUGAAUUAAACCAAGCAAAAACAGGUCUGACCAUUUACGCCAACAAAGUCGACAUUUCGGGUCAUUUUCAAGAUAACCCAGACUUCAACUUUUCGAGCAAUGGAACAAUUCUUUUGGCAAAAUCUGGUGGCUCAUUGUUCGCCGUCUUUCAAAAAAGUGGAAUUGCACUUAACAUUUCUGUUAACGUAGGAAUGUUAUCACUAAGCACAAUUGUUCCUGACACAUUUAAUGGACUUACGAAAGGACUUCUUGGAAAUUAUGAUGGUGAUCCUGCGAAUGACUUUCAGAUGCCGAAUGGAACCAUUUUGAAAGCAAACAUGACAGAAAGAGAAGUAUUUGAAUAUGGAAAGAACUGGGAAAUUAGUACAAACUUAUCAGCUUUCGUUUAUCCUGACGGAAAGUCGCACGACGAUUAUCACAAUAAAACUUACAUACCAAGCUUUCUUGAUGAAGCUGACAAAGAUAAAAUCAAAACGGCCGAAAACCUGUGUGGCGGAUCUCAGAAUUUUGAAUGCAUCUUCGACUACGUUUUUACGGAUCUCGAGGAAGUUGGUAAAAUGACAAAUGCGAUAAAAGGACAAGUGGAAUCCUCUAGAAAAGAAAUAGAGGAAGAACUCCCGUUUUUGCAAGGCUGUUCAAGUCUUAACAUCACCAAAGGAGAAAGCAUUUCGUGCACGUUAAAUCAUUCACAGAAUGACAAUAUUUACUUUUUGAAGAACAAUAUUGGUGCUGUUUACCAUAAGACAAACUCAACAUUAUCUUUCAUUUACAACGAUUCAUCUGAAGUGCAGCUGAGUUUUGUAGCUAAGAACACGCAAAACCGAUCCUCAACGGCAGUAAAUCCUCAUAUUCUUCUCUGUACGGGAUGUAACGGUCGCGGUAACUGCAGUGGAACUCCGCGGGGAAACGCGUCAGAAAAUGGGCAGUUUCUGAAGGACACCUGUAUAUGUGAAAUCGGAUACGAAGGAUUCGAUUGCGAAAAACAGGUUGACGGAUGCGCAGCGGAGCCAUGCCCUCUUGAUUGGAACUGCAAUAAUCUAAGCAUAGAACAAAUACAAGAAGGAAAGGCGUAUACAUGUGGUCCGUGCCCUAUAGGCUUUAUUACAGAUACAGACAACGACACAUGCGAAGAUGUUGAUGAGUGUUUGUUUGAAUCAAACGUUUGUGACGUCACAUCAACCUGUCAAAACACAGACGGUAGUUUCAUUUGUUUAUGCAACACGGGGUACAGAAUGGAUGAUAACAACCGAUGCAAUGAUAUCAACGAAUGCAACGAGGCUUUACACAACUGUACACACAAGUGCAACAACUUUGAUGGAGGAUUUAACUGCUCUUGCCCACAAGGCUACAACCUUAACCAAGCGGCCUGGACAUGCAUUAAAAAUUCAUCUUUAAAUUGUUCGGAAUGUCAUCAAGCUUCUGGUUGUGAAAUCAUAAAAAAUGAAACCAAAUGCUUUUGUGUGGAUGGGUUUGAAUUAGAUGACAGUGGCAAGAAAUGCAAAGAUGUGGACGAAUGCACCAGAGGUGUGUGCUCCCAAGGCUGCACAAACACGAAUGGGAGUUUUCAGUGCUCCUGUUUUGCUGGGUUCGAACUUGUUGACCGUGCAAAUUGUAAAGAAUGUGAUACCAACAAGUGGGGUGUUAACUGUUCAAACGAAUGCCAAUGUACCGGUCAAGGGGCCGAAUAUUGUGAUCCAGUGAAAGGGUGUAUAUGCCUACCUGGUUGGGAAGGCGCAACAUGCAAUGAUGAUAUUAAUGAAUGUAACCGGACUUACGACAUGUGUGGAGAUGUGAAAAAAGAGUGUGUGAAUAGCCUUGGGUCAUAUGCUUGCAGUUGUUUUGACGGAUUUACAGAAAACGAAGACGAAAAGUGCAUAGAUAUGGAUGAAUGUGCCAAUCCGUUAACCCGUAACUGUCACCCUGAAACACAGAGGUGUGUUAACACGUUAGGCGGGUACACAUGUGAAUGUGUGAACGGGUACACAAGAAAUGGUUCUUCUUGUGAAGAUGUAAACGAAUGCAACCUGCAGAUAUCAGGUUGUGCACAAAUGUGCGACAACAAGGCUGGCUAUUACAACUGCUUUUGCCACUUUGGCUACACGCUCAAUGACGAUAGGAAAACAUGCACAGAAGUGGACGAUCCGUGCAAACAACUGUACAACAAAACCUGCAGUCACUACUGCGUGAUAUCUCAGGAUAAAGCAGAGUGUAGAUGCUCUGAAGGAUAUCGUCUAAUGAACAAUGAAAUCUCCUGCGAAGAGGUCAACGAAUGUGAAGCAACUCCUAACAUUUGCGGGAAACAUGGCACAUGCACCAACUUGGAAGGAUCUUUUCAAUGUAAAUGUCCGUCAGGAACUAGACUUCAAAACGAUGGAAUCACCUGCUCGGAGUGUGAUGUAUUCCAUUAUGGUGUCAAUUGUUCAAAAGAAUGCUGGUGCCUUCACGGGACGUGCGACAGAAAGCAAGGAUGUUUGUGCGAUAACGGAUGGAUGGGAGAAAGCUGUGACAUAGACGUUAAUGAAUGUCGCAUUGGAACAAAGCAAUGUGAAGGCGUAAACACUGUUUGUAUGAACACUCCUGGCGACGCCGUAUGCUUCUGUGAAAAUGGGUUUGCGAGGAAAGAGACAACAUUAGAAUGUGAAGAUAUCAAUGAAUGCAACGAAAGUGAGAUGAAAUCCUGUCAUCAACGUUGUGUGAACACAAUUGGGUCAUAUAAGUGUGAAUGUCACAACGGGUUCAUCAUUGCGAACGGUCUUUGUAAAGAUAUAAACGAAUGUGAGAAAUACAACGACUGUCAUCACUCGUGCGAAAAUACAAUCGGAGGUUAUCGGUGCUCGUGCAGAAGGGGAUACAAGCUUGAUCUAUCAGACAGGAGGUCCUGCAUACCUGAUGUAGAAUGCAAUCGAGGAGAAGAAGACAAACAUUGCAAAGAAAACCAGCGUUGUUUGAUUCUUGACGGUAACCAAACAUGUGAAUGUUUGCCAGGUUUCGAAACUAUGGCCGAUAUCCAUUCCUGCAAAGACAAAGAUGAAUGUGAAGCCGAUACCAAUCCUUGUGAGCAGAGUUGCACAAACACUUAUGGCAGUUUUGUUUGUGGCUGUACUACAGGUUUCAUAUUAGCCAGUGACAAAUUCUCGUGCAUUGGUUGCGGCAACAGUACCUAUGGGGAAAGCUGCUCCUCGCAUUGUACAUGCAACGUAACUCACACAAAGUUUGUCUCGGAGUUUCAAAGUUGCCAAGCUGAAAACGGACAGUGCACAUGUAAAGAUGGAUGGGAAGGCAAACAUUGUGAUAAGGAUAAAAAUGAAUGUCUGGACGAUUCAAUUUGCUCCUCGUUCGACAACGCUGGUUGCCACAACUUGCCUGGAAACUAUUCUUGUGACUGUUUGAGAGAUUAUGAACAAGUAAACGGAACCUGCAUUGGGCCUCACAACACGACAGAGGUCGUCGUGCCAGACAGCGCCAUGCAUAUUGAAGUUAAAAUUAGUUUCAACUGGACAACGUCUGGUUUUAAUAUCAACGUGAGCAGCACUUACGAAGAAUAUAGAAAGGAAGCAGAAAGAAUGUUAAAGCACUACUAUAAUGAACAUUGGAAUGCAGAAGUUGAUGUCUACAUUAAGAACAUUUGGUCUGGUUCAAUUCACGGCGUGUUUGUCGUGACAUAUUCAAAGGAAGAUCCUGUCAUUGCCCAAGCGUUGUCAGCCGGAACAAGAGAGUUAAACAAAGCUAAACUAACAUUCUUUGGGGUGAUCGUUUAUCCGGACACAGUAACAUUUCCUGAGUUGUGUGAUGUGAAUUGCAACCAUUGCGUGCUGAAAGAUGGAGUUGCCAUUUGCAGAACUGAUCCGAGUGACUUGACGCCGGGCUUGGUAUUAGGAUUUGCUAUUGGAGGGGCCGCUCUUUUGAUUAUACUGAUGCUUAUUGUUGGUUUUCUUCUUCGACGUUGGAUAAUUAGACAAAUUGAGAAACGACUUUCCGUCAGGGUCGGAGCAACUUCGAUGAGUCAAGAAGUAAAGCCGGACGAGAGCACGAACCUUGAAAAAAGUGGGACUGCCCCCAUACCCGAACAUCCCGCAUGGGAAACAAUAUUUUCAGCUAGGGAAAAGUUCGAUGUAGUUCGUAACACACGAUGCCCGAAGGAAGCGUGGCAGUAAAUGAUGUUUACACGUGAAUUCCCGACGAUGAUUGUUUUCAUCGUUUUUAUUUAGCACCUUUUAACCAGAAUAUUUUAAGUAUCGUGCUGUAGUUUUUAAUACACUGAGAGUCUUUUAAACAUUUUCACCUCCAUAUUCUCUCUUUAAAUGACUUGUUACUAAAGCUAUGUCCAUUUUUAUUACUUUGAACCAGAAGUUACUCUUAGACUUUUCAAAUGCACCCUGCUGUUUACUAAAGUAAUUUGUACGUGACUGUUUACAAACGUUUUCACAAAUUAUGCCGAAAGGGCAUUUGGUCAGAUACACUAAAUGUGCUACAAUGAUUAAAUGAAACUAUAUUUCGAAAACCAGUGUAAUGUUGAAAUUAUACUCAUUUGUAAAGCAGCACCACACUUCCGUUGGCGUUUCAUACUUUACCUGGUACACUUGUUAAUACGAAUCAGAACUACUUACUGAAUCGAUUUUGUUGGCUGUUCAUACUUCACCUUGUAAUCGUGUAAUAAGAGCAACAGCAACACACUUAAUCACUUCCGUUAGCUGUGUACACUUUACAUGGUACCUGGUUUUGUUAAUGAGAAUACCAGCAACACACUAAAUCACUUCCGUUAGCUGUUUACACCUUACAUGGUACCUGGUUCUAUAGCUAAUCAGAAUUCCAGCAACACCCUUAAUCACUUCCCAAAGCUAUUUACGCCUUACCUGGUACCUGUUUUUUUAGGUAAUUAGAAUCACAGCAACAUAUUUUAUCACUUCCGUCUGCUGUUUACACUUGAGCUUGUACUGCUGUUAAUCAGAAUCGUUAUCCACACUAAAUCACAUCCGUUUGCAUAUUUUAGCUGCUACUGUUUGUACUUAGGUUUGAUUGAUUUUGUUUUAAUUUUCUAUUGCUUUAAUUUAUUAAAUAAAACAUGUUCUUAUUA
This is a messenger RNA of Mya arenaria, 10567 nucleotides long. RefSeq lists its product as uncharacterized. Gene Ontology annotation, cellular component: membrane. The transcript has 64 exons. The record is from RefSeq and is a predicted model, not a curated record. The coding region runs from base 18 to 9647 and encodes 3209 amino acids. Gene Ontology annotation, biological process: cell-matrix adhesion. NCBI's taxonomy places the organism in Eukaryota, Metazoa, Mollusca, Bivalvia, Myida, Myidae. Gene Ontology annotation, molecular function: calcium ion binding.